This is a messenger RNA of Cuscuta epithymum, 1071 nucleotides long. NCBI's taxonomy places the organism in Eukaryota, Viridiplantae, Streptophyta, Magnoliopsida, Solanales, Convolvulaceae. The record is from the annotation of a GenBank genome assembly.
GAAAAGUUACACUUGGUGUUCUACAAGAAAACGUUAUAAAAACGUGAGGGCACAUCUAGACACUCACUGUAUUAUUACAACAGCUUCAAACUUAAUACACACAGUUUAGAAAUGGCUCCUCCCAAGAGAACCUACACAGCCAUGUUUGUGUUUUUAUAUAUGUCAUCCUACAUCUUUCAAUCCCAUGGUUCCUUAGACAUUGGAGUCGGUCCUUCGGGGGGUUUUCCAACAGGCGGUGAUUCGGACGACAGAGUUAGCGUAUCGCUGUACUACGAAACUCUGUGUCCGUACUGUGCAAACUUCAUUGUCAAUAAGCUAGUGAGGCUGUUUACCACAGAUCUUGGGUCCAUUGUCAAUCUCAGGCUCAUCCCUUGGGGAAACACCCAAACAGCCCCUAACCAUGGCUGGAUUUGCCAGCAUGGCCCUGAUGAGUGUCUGCUCAAUCUAGUGGAAGCCUGUGCUAUCAGUUCAUGGAGUAAUCUGAUACAGGAAAUCAUGCAAUUCAGAUUUGUAUAUUGCAUAGAGCUUUUGCAUCUGGAGAACAGACACAGUGACUGGAAAUCUUGCUUUGCUGCUACAGGAUUGAGUGAAAUUCCGGUUAGGGAUUGCUUCAACAAUGGAGUUGGAAUCCUGUUAGAACAGGGGUAUGCAGCUGAGACAGCGAGUCUGAUCCCCACUCACAGGUUUGUGCCAUGGGUUCUGGUGAAUAAUCAGCCUCUUCAAGAAGAUUAUGAAAACUUUGAAGCAUAUAUCUGCAGUGCCUAUAAUGGAAGCAGAACCCCGCAGGCUUGCAGCCAGCGGGCAUUAUCAGUGGGGAGCAAUAUGGUCAAAACAUCAAGCAUCACCCCUUCUGGAUUCUGUCUCCGAGAAUGACAUAUAUUGAUUCUCCCCUUAGACUUUGAACUGGGAUGAUGUUCUUCAAGCAAUCGAGCCAGAUACAUUUCAACUAGUCUGAUAAUUUUGCAGUGUUUGAUUUUUUGCACUUCUGUUCUAUAAGAUAUUACCCAUUGUUUUCUUAAAUCUAUUCAUAACUAUUUUUUCAUACAGUUUUCAAGCAAGUCAAUUCAUUCA